Labeo rohita (rohu) is the source of this 6457-nucleotide messenger RNA. RefSeq names its product interferon-induced very large GTPase 1-like. NCBI's taxonomy places the organism in Eukaryota, Metazoa, Chordata, Actinopteri, Cypriniformes, Cyprinidae. The record is from RefSeq and is a predicted model, not a curated record. Bases 3496 to 5103 code for a protein of 535 amino acids. The transcript has 2 exons.
ACAGAGCCCCGUCACGUCACAGCUGCCAUACCAGAGCUAUAUGGAGUUACAGCUGCAUUUCCUGAGUCAAGCCAAGUUGCAGCUGUGUUUCCUGAGUCAAGUCGAGUUUCCAAGUCAAGUCAAGUUGCAGCUGUGUUUUCUGAGUCAAGUCACGUUUCCGAGUCCAGUCCAGUUGCAGCGGCAUUUCCCGAGUCAAGUCAAGUUUCCUUGCCUAGCCAAGUUGCAGCUGUAUUUCCUGAGUCAAGCAAGUUUACUGCUGCUGUUCCUGUGUCAAGUCAAGCUGGGGCUGUGUUUCCUGCAUCAAGUCAAGUCAGAGCUGCUCUUCCUAAGGCAAGUCAAGCUAAAACUGUUUUUCCUGUUUCAAAUCAAGCCAGAACUGUAGUUCCUGUGUCAAGUCAAAUUACAGCCACGCCAGAGCCACUGCACAAGAUGGCUGCCACGCCAGAGCCACUGCACAAGAUGGCUGCCACGCCAGAGCCACUGCACAAGAUGGCUGCCACGCCAGAGCCAAUGCACAAGAUGGCCGCCGUCUCCAAGCCGCUCCACAAUAUGGCUGCCAUUCCAGAACCUGUGGUCAGCGCCUGGACGCCACCUGUGGUCAUGAUGGCCCACGUGCUGGACACACCCCUAAUGACUGUACGGGCAGCUAAAGUGGCGCUCCAUGUCGCGUCGGCUACCCCUGAGUCAAGCCAAGUCACAGCUGUUCCUCACGAGUCAAGCCAAGUCACAGCUGUUCCUCACGAGUCAAGCCAAGUCACAGCUGUUCCUCACGAGUCAAGCCAAGCCACAGCUGUCCCCCACGAGUCAAGCCAAGUCACACCUGUUCUUCAGGAGCCAAGCCAGGUUACAGCAGGUCCUCAUGAGCCAAGCCAAGCUGCUGCUGUUUUUCCAGAGCCAAGUCAAGCUUCAGCCGCUGCUCCAGAGUCAAGUCAGGCUAUGGCUGUAGCUUCCAAGUCCAGUCAGGCUUCCAAGUCCAGUCAGGCUUCCAAGACCAGUCAGGCUUCCAAGUCCAGCAAUGUCAAGGCGGUCAUUCCUGAGUCAAGCAAGGUAACAGCCGUGGUUCCUGAGUCAAGUGAAGUCAAUGAUCUUCUCAAGCCAGUUCAAGUCACUGCUGGUCUUCACGUGUCAGAUCAAGUCACUGCUGAUCUCCAUGAGCCAAGUCAAGUCAUCGCUGGUCUCCAUGAGUCAAAGCAGUUCACUACUGUUCUUCACGAAUCGAGUCAAGUCACAGCCAAUCUCCAAGAACCAAGUCAGACCACAGCUGAUCUUCCUGAGCCAAACAAAGUUGUUGCUGCUGUCCCAGAGUCAGGCCACGUCUCGUCUGACCGCCCAGAGUCAGGCCACGUCUCGCCUGACCGCCCAGAGUCAGGCCACGUCUCGUCUGACCGCCCAGAGUCAGGCCACGUCUCGUCUGACCGCCCAGAGUCAGGCCACGUCUCGUCUGACCGCCCAGAGUCAGGUCACGUCUCGUCUGACCGCCCAGAGUCAGGUCACGUCUCGUCUGACCGCCCAGAGUCAGGUCACGUCUCGUCCGACGGCCCAGAGUCAGGUCACGCCCCGUCCGAUGACCCUAAGUCAAGUCACAUCUCGUCAGACAUCCCAAGAUCACGGCCUAUCAUGAUAGCCAGCGUACUGGAUCCACCACAACCUCCCGAUGCUGCUCUUCCUUUAAUGGCGGUUGCCAUUUGGUGUGUGUGGGCUGCACACUGUGCCCCUGAGGCCACGCCUGUUCACAAGUCAGCUCCUGAGGUCACGUCUGUUCCAAAGUCAAUCCCUGAGGCCCCGUCUGGUCACAAGUCGGCUCCAGAGCUCCCCUCACUUGGAGAAGCCAUGCCAAUGCCUCCUGAGGUGUCAGCCUUGGCUGUAGAUCCUCCCAUGGAGGCGGCAUCCCCCAAUAACCUCUCUGCUUCUCCCCUUGUUCUGUCAGCCUUCUCUGUCUCUGCUUUUCCCAGGUCCUAGACCAUAACGCGGUUUCCUGCUCCGUCCCAGCUCCCGCUUGGUCACAAGCCAGCUCCAGAGCUCCCGUCUGAUCUCAAGCCUGCUCCAGAGCUCCCGUCUGAUCUCAAGCCUGCUCCAGAGCUCCCGUCUGAUCUCAAGCCUGCUCCAGAGCUCCCGUCUGAUCUCAAGCCUGCUCCAGAGCUCCCGUCUGGUCUCGAGUCUGCCCCAGAGGCCUUCCCCGUCGGAGAAGCUGCGCCAAUGCCUCCAGAGGUGUCAGCGUCAGCUGUAGAACCCCUUAUGGAGGGGGCGUUAACCUCUAAACUCUCUGCUUCUCCCUUUCUUCUGUCUGUCUCCUCUGUCCCUGUUCUCCCCAGGUCCCAGACCAUGACGCAGGCUCCUGUUCCGCCCCGGAGGGCUGCUCCGCCUCCUGUUCCGCCCUGGAGGGCUGCUGCGCCUUCUCCCCCUAUUCUGUCUGCCUCCUCUGUCCCUGCUUUCCCCAGGUCCCAGACCGUGACGCAGAUUCCUGUUUCGCCCCAGAGGGCUGCUCCGCCUCCUGCUCCGCCUCCAGUUCCGCCCUGGAGGAGUCCUGCUCCGCCUCCAGUUCCGCCCUGGAGGAGUCUUGCUCCGCCUCCAGUUCCGCCCUGGAGGAGUCCUGCUCCACCUCCGGUUCUGCCGUGGAGGACUGCUCUACCUUCAGCUCCGCCCUGGAGUACGCCUGUGCCUCAUGCUCCGCCCCCGGCUCCGUCCUGGAGGGCCUUUGUGCUGCCGGUCCUGCCUCAAUCACCGGGUCCUCCGCAGGGACCUGGUCCUCCAGCCCACGCCCUGUCUCGCUCCCGCCCCACCGCUCCCCUGGACUGUUACUCUGUUGGAGCGUCUGGAAGCCGCUCCUUGGGGGGGGGCUAUGUCACAAAUCUGGUCUGUGUCCCAUUGUCCACUAACCACCAGAUGUCACUCUCGCAUCACUUACACACUCUGACUGUCACUAUGCAUCUCGGACUGCAUCUCCCAUCCUCCACCGCUCUGAUUGCGUCAGUCCCCGUGACCAAUCAGGCGUCCUAUAAAAACCCCGCUCCUCCUCAGUGCACUUCACGGCCUCAGCCUACAGGAAACUGGAGACCGAAUACAGCAAAUGGUCCUGGAGUCUUCACAGUGUCAUGAUGGAAACUGAGAACAAACUACUCAACAAAAUAGAAAAUGAAGCAAUUCAUGAGGUUGAGGAAACUGUUCUUCAAAGAGAACUGAAGAAGACAAAUGAAGAAGUGAAAAAAUCAAUGUCAGAAUUAUUUGAGAAAGACAAAGAAAGAUAUACUGAUUCAGUGGAAAACAUCGUUUGAAUUUAAAAUCAGAGAUGUUGAAGAAAGUAUUGUGAGAGAAACAAAGAGGAAAUUAAAUGAGAAUCUUCAGCAGCGAGAACUGAAGAAAAAGAUUGAUGCUCAGAGGACACAUCAUGAAAACACCCUCUAUGAAAAGAGCAAAGAACUUGCCUUAAAACUCAAAGACAAAGCAAAUGAUAAAGAAACACUGAAGAAAGAGUUUGAUUUAUUUUGGGAACAGUGGAUGAAGAAGAUCAUCACAGACACUCCUCCAAUCAGAGACACUGACAUAAUGAGAGACGUGAGAACAAUCCUCAGUGAUGUCUAUAAAAGUGCUCUUGUAGACCACAAGAAAGAAAGGAGAGAUAUUUUUUGUGUCUCAACUUAUGCAGAGUAUGUAUGGUUAAAAAGAUCCAGUGGACUUAAAGGAAUAUUCUCAAAUGUCUACAGAUCAGCUGUAGAGAGGCUUGGUUACAGUCUAUCUAAGGAGGAUGAAAUUCAAAUAACAUCAUUAGUUACAGAUGUUGCUCUGCGGACAGACACAAUGAUUCAGUCAUUUAACAUUUCAAAGAUGGGCUACAACAUCAGCUACAUCCAACAACUCACAGGUUACAUUAAAAGAAGAGUAACAGAACAUCAGGAAGGACCAGUGGAAUAUGAGUUCAAGAAUGAAUUCUUCAUGGAUUUAGUUUAUUCCAUCUGUACGAGAGCAAACAAGAUGAUCACUGACCAACACCGACUGUUCAGAGAAGCCAAUGAUCCUGUAAUAUAUGUUGAGAAGAAGAGAGAAGAGUACUAUAGUGUUUUCCAGAAAUUUUGUUAUGGAGCAACACCAGCUGCCAUUUUUGGUGAGAUCAUCUGUCAGAAACUUAAAGAGCCCAUUGAGCAGAGUGUCUACAAGAAGACUGCCAGAGAUCUGGCAGGUGAAAUGAGAACAAACUGUGAAUCACUGAAUGGAAACAGAUCAAAUCUGGAGAAACACAUCAUGAAGACACUGGCAGAAGAGGAAGAUUUUGACAAAUACAUGGACUACAUUCAUUAUCCCAGAGAUCACUUCAAGAGUUUCAUCAGAGAUGAAGUCAGUCGGUACAUCACUCAGAAGUUCAGUGUCAGUAUUUGGUACAAGAUGAAGAAGAACAUUAAAUUCCUUCAGCAGAAGAUCAUGGAAGUAGCUCAUGAAUCUACUGAACAUGUUAAAGAGAGCAGAUUAGAUGUUGGUUUGUGGUUGAAGAGUUUCACACAACAGCUCUCAGAUGAGCUGAUCUUCUCUGAAAAAGACCUCAGUGGAGUGAAACAUGAUGAUGUUGAUGUGAAACUCCUAGAAGAUGUCAUGAGGAAAGUGCUUCCUUAUGUAAUGACUGAUAUCAGCAAAAAAUUCAACAUACAGGCAUUUGAUGAUAAACUAAAUGUGAAGAACAAGCCAGAUAAGCUUCUGAUUGAUCACUUCUGUCAGUGCUGUUGGUUUCAGUGUCCGUUCUGUAGAGCCAUCUGCACCAACACCAUAGAAAACCAUCAUGAAGACCACAGUGUUCCUUUACACAGAGUGAGAGGAAUUAAUGGCACAUGUUAUCGCUUUACACAGAAUCUCUGUGCUGAUAUUUGCACAAAUUUAGUGGCAAGUGAUCAGAAUAUUUAUACACCAAGUGGAAGGAUUCCAUUGAGAGAAAUAAAAAUUGAAGUGCCUAAAUAUGCCAUCUGGCAUAUCAACCCUGGCCACUCAGUGCUGCCCUACUGGAAGUGGUUUGUGUGCAGAUUCCAGAAAGAUCUGGAAAAAUACUACAGUAGAACAUUUGAGUGUGAGGGUGAGAUUCCAUAUGAAUGGAGAACAUACACAAAACAGGAUGCUAUUUAGAGUUUAGAUAAACAUAUCUAAUGGACUAACUAGAGAAUGAGACUCUCGCCUCUCAUCCCUGAUUCUCCCUAGAUUGCAAAAGUGGUUCUAAUAAACUUAACUGAGACUCUGAAUUCAUUGACAGCUCAUCAGAACAGUGAUGCACAGAAUACAGUGGUCAGAUUUUAAGGGUGUGUUCACACUAUCACUUUUUUAUUCAUUCAUUUUUUAUGGGCUUUUUUUUUUUUUUUUUUUUUUUAGAUAGGACUGUAGAGAGGCAAAAGGAAAGCAUUAAGUGGAGAGAGGGGAGUGGGAUCGGUUUCCCAUCUUGAUUCCCUCAAGAUGGGAAUCAAACUUGUGUCACCGUGAGCACAGUUGCACUGUUUUACAACGGACUGACCACAAGACUAUCAGCCAGUGGCAUACCGUCCAUAUAAGCUGCGAAUACUCUGCAUACCUAGGGCGUCUGAGAGAAUGAGUUCAUUGGUUAAUUAAUAUAAACAUGCUUAUAGGUUGAUCUCUUGUCAUUUGGUAAUGUUCUGUAAAUCUACGUCAGUUACAAAAGCUCCCAGACUAGCACAUUUUCUGCAGCUGUGACACGUCUACUAACUGUUCAGGAUUGUUGCACAUUCUCAGUGUUUUGCUGGCAUGCGGCUGGUUUCAUGCAAGAGGUACACUCUUAAAAAUAAAGGUGCUUCACGAUGCCAUAGAAGAACCUUUUUUGUUUAAAUGGUUCCAUAAAGAACCUUUAACAUCUGAAUCUUCAGAUUCUAAAAAGUUAAAAAGGAGAUGGUUCUUAAAAAAGAACCUUUGACUGAAUGUUUUUUGUGAAACCAAAAAUAGUUAUUCUAUGGCAUCGCUGUAAAAAAAACUUUUAAAGCACCUUUAUUUUUAAGAGUGUAAGCUGUCCGCAAAGCAUUCACCCAAGUGAAAAAAUGUGCUGUUGCUGCCAGAUCUCGAUUGCUGAAAAUGACAUUUUGUUUGAUGCAAAACUAACCUGAGUAAAUCGAAAAAAAACAAAAAAAAAAACAAACAAACAAACAAAAAAAACCUUUGUAACUGUAUAUUUUUGUGCUUUCUUAAAAGCCAAUUUUGAAAGUCCACAGAAAACAUACAAUGUUGAAGACAUACGUUACUGUGGGUUAAUAAAAAUGUAUUUAAAAUUUAAACUAAUAACAUCAGACAUGAAACAUUUUGAACAUUUGGAAAUUUUAUUUCUAUCUAUUUUUUCCAUAUGCUUGUGUUGCUUACAGUUAAAGUCCUUUUUUAAUUUUAUUACUUGGCAAAAUAUUAUAAGAAUAUUUUUAUUUUUGGUAUUUUACGUGAUCUGUUAUUGGAGAAGUGUCAACUGGGUGGGAGUUUUAACUCCUAUUCA